UACAGAAAUGGCGCCUGUGUUCAAGUCGUAGUCGGCGGUUGGGGAAUUUGUUAGCUAGCCACCUUAAUCACACCCGAGUGUACGGAGUGGCUAUUUAUUGCAUAGUUAUUCGUCACGGACAAAAAGGUGAAAGAGGAUUAUGCAAAGACAGGUGCAGUUUACGACGGAUUUGAUAUAUUCGCGACUGUGAUCACCGUACAGUGAGCAUGCGUGACCUGGUAGCUCAAGUCACUAGCAGUUUGCUGCGCUUCCCUGAGGUGACAGUUGAGGCUCUGGGUGAGGAUGAGGUUACGCUGGACUCGGUCCUGCAUGGGAGAUUCACCACUGGCCGAGGUGGGCUGGCCUGGCUCUCCUGCGGGCCCCAGCUGGAGGUGGUUCACGCAGUGACGGGGGAGCGGCUCUCUGCCUAUCGCUUCACGGGGAUGGCUGAGCAUCCUCCUACUGUCCUGGCAGUGCGGGACUUCAGCUGGCUGAAACGCUGCGGUCUGCUCGUGGGCCUGGAGGAAGAGGAGGGGAGCAUGCUGUGUCUGUACGACCUGGGAAUCUCCCGUGUGGUCAAGGCCGUCGUCAUUCCAGGCAGAAUCACAGGCAUUGAGCCUCUGGUGAGUUACGGAGGAGCCAGCGCCAGCACCCAGCACCUGCACCAGAGCUUGCGCUGGUUCUUUGGUGUGGCUGCUGUGGUAACGGACAUCGGCCACGUUCUGUUGGUGGAUCUGUGCCUGGAUGAUCUGUCCUGCACUCAGACUGAGCUAGAGGCCUCAGAUCUUGAGGUGGUGAAUAAGUCUCCAUCAGAGAUCCCUCGUCUGCGGGAGGGCGUGACGCAGCAGGGCCGGCACCUGUGUCUCCAGCUCAGUAGUCCGUCAGGCACCGCAGCAACCAGUCUGCAGUACGUCCCGCGAACCAACCAUCUCGCUGUGGGCUUUUCUGAUGGCUAUUUGCAGCUCUGGAACAUGAAAACACUCAAGAAAGAAUAUCACUCACAGCUAGAGGGCGGAAGAGUGCCUGUAUAUGCCUUCACCUUCCAGGAGCCAGAGAAUGACCCCAGAAACUGCUGCUAUCUGUGGGCUGUGCAGUCUGCACAAGACCAUGAAGGAGACAUAGUCAGCCUUCAUCUACUGCAGCUGGCAUUCGGAGAGAGGAAAUGUUUGGCUUCGGGAAAGAUUCUGUAUGAGGGGCUGGAGUAUUGCGAGGAGCGCUAUAGCCAGGAUCUGAACGGCACCGUAUAUCCACUACGAGCCCAUGCCACCAACACACGCCUGCUGAGCUGUCAGACCAUCGAGAAGUACCGCCAGCACCCAGACAGAGAGGACAGCAUGAGCGAAGUGGCAUCACCUGACACAAGUGUGUCAAUAUUCAGUUGGCAAGUUAAAUCCUACGGACAAGGCCAGCCUUCUACCUUCAUCGGCAUCUUCGACAUUAAUCGAUGGUACCAUGCCCAAAUGCCUGACUCGCUGAGGGCGGGCGAGUCCCUACGGAACUGUCCAUACCUGGCGGUGUGGUCCCUGGACUCUGUGGUGGAGAUGACGGCGCCCUGCCCCCUCCUGGACGUGGUGGUGCAUGACCGUAGCCUGAGCAGAGGCCUGGCCUACACGUGCCCUCCACCAGAGCAGUUCUUUAGCCCCACCACUUACAACUUUGAUGCAAGCUGUCUGCUUAACUCUGGAAUUGUGCACUUAACCUGUGCUGGGUAUCAGAAAGAGACUCUGGGCUACUUGAAGAAGUCCGUGCCAAGCUUGAGCGACGGCAUCUCCAGCGGAUACUCGCGUUGUCUCAUGUCGGGCCUGCUCUCCUCGCGCUUAGCGGACGUGCAGCCCUCUAGUCUUUCUCAGGAGGAACAGUUGGACGCCAUCCUGAUGGCUGCAGUGGAGACGAGCUCUCUGGGAAUGAUCACUGGCUGCAUUAAGCAGUGGACCACUGACGAGCUGCCCGGCUCUGCAGGGAACCUGCGCUACAUCCUGGAGUGGGCCUGGGACAGGGUGGUGCGCACCAAGGAGGAGCUUGAUCGCAUCUGCGCACCACUGUUUGACAGCUCCUCCAACUUCACGGACCCACAGACACUGCAGCUGCUUCAGCAUAGCCAGCGGUUACUCUGCAACAUCAGCACCAUCUUCCACUGCAUGCUCAACGAGGCCCAGGAGCUCACGCAAAGAGGUUUGGUGGACCUGAUGAACAAAAGCCUGGUGUCCAGUCUGAUCUCCCAGUACGCUCAGGUGGUGCUGUGGUUCUGCCGCACUGGACUUCUCCCCGAGGUCUCGGAUGAUGUCCUGCAAAUAUCGAGGCCCUUUUAUAGUUUUUCUGUGAUUAAAAAUUACUACAUAGGCCAACGGGAAGAACUGAAAAGACUUGCAAAGGAGAAAUGGUGUGCAGACUGUCUCAUGAUUGACGGGCUGGUGACCCAGUGUGGGGAACGUCUUGCAGACCUUUGGAAAAGGGACGAGGGUGGGACGGGGCAGUACCCACCCCCAUCUCUUCACGCCUUGCUGGACUUGUAUCUCCUGGAAAAUGUUGAUGAAUCUGCCAAACAUGCAAUUGUUAUUUAUUUGCUGCUGGACGUCAUGUACUCCUUUCCUAAUAAGAGCGGUGCAUCUGUGGAGUCUUUCCCUACCGCCUUCGCCAUUCCUGUUGGCUUGGUGAAACUUGUACAAGGCCUGUGGUUACUAGAUCACCAUGACCACGAGAGCUCUCUGGAGCUUUUGCUCCACCCUACCACCAGUCACUCUCUGUGGCCAUGGCAACAUGGGCGUGUCCUGCAGGCAUUGAUGUGUCAAGGCAAGCACAACAUAGCACUGCGUUACCUGCAUGUGAUGAAGCCUUCCAUGAGCUCCACCAACCAAGCCAAGCUCUGCCUCUCCGUGCUCCUCCACAACAGGUGUAUAGUGGAGGGCUUGGCUCUGCUGAGGCAGCAUGCUAAUAAGCUGAAUGUGGAAGAACUGAUGCAGUUUCUCUAUGAGACAUGCCAGGAUCUGGACCUAAUGAAGGAGCUGCUCAGACUGCCGCUUGGCCCCUCGGAGCAGGAGUGCUUGGAGCGGUUCUUGCAGGGCACAGGAGGAUUUCAGAACAGAGAGCUCCUCAUGGUGCACUAUCUCCAGCAGGCCAACUAUGUCCCUGCUCUCCAGAUCAACCAGACCCUCAAAAUGAACCAGGCAGCUGAUCGAGAUCCUAAGAUGAAGGAGAGAUCGAACACCAGGAACUCCAUCCUGAGCCAGUAUGGGAAAGUUCUGCCCAGAGCACAGAGAAAGCUAGCCAUCGAGCGGGCAAAGCCGUACCACCACACCACCAUCCUCAGAGAAGUCACAAGGCCUCAGCCCUUAUCGACCGUGGCUAAACGAUCUGCUACUGAAACUGUUCUGACCAGAGCGGCCUUUAUCAAAAGUGUCCUCUCGAAGAUUGAGGAAGUUUGGGUUGGCAAGGACUCGCCAUCUGAAUCGUCCUCUCUGAGAAGCCCUAGAGAACUGGAGUUGUCGGAGGGUGGUCCACAUCCUCCCACCCUUCACGUACCGGAGGCCUUUAUCGGAACACCAAUCAACAUGUUAACCAGUAGGGUGUCGAGGCUUCUUGAUCUGGUGGUGCAGCCCUCUUUGCAAACAUCUCCAGAGAUUCAUACACAGGGGACCUCACAUAGACCCAUCACUGCAUGGGCUUCCCCCAAGGGUAUUACAAAGGCUCCUGAGCUCAGUCUGCUGCAGACGCCACAAGUAGUCAAGAGGGCCCGAGCGCUGGCUUCAUCGGGUCCAGUAUUCACUUCCUUCACCCCCCAGUCCAUCCUGAGGAGCAGUCUCCGCCCCACUCCUGUGGCCACACCUUCUGUCUCACCUGGUCGAUCUGUCACGCCUCCACUACGCCCCAAGGAGAGCCGCAUCACCUUCAUCGAGGAGACUGGUUCCCCGGACCUGCACAAGAGCUCUGUCCACUGGAGCAAUGGGCUUGCUGCAAGUAGUGAAAUUACACCACUAAAGAGGCCCCCCCGACCACCAGAGGGAGGCUUUAAGGCAUGGAGCGAACAUGCCGGAGAAGAGCCCAGUCUGACUUUAAUGCCUUCCUUAAAAGAGAAAGGGAAACCAGAAAAGACAGGCUCUCAGGGUAGCUUCUUUCUUGGAGAGAUCCUGGCAGAGGAGCCAAAACAGAUCUUGCCCACACUGCUUCACAGGCACAGUCUGGGGCAUGAAACAAGUGCAGGCUCCAUUAAUUCAGAUACAACUCUUGAGUUCCACAAUGCUCUUUCUCCUGGAGACCUUGUGAGACAGGCGCUGGAGCUAUCCGCGGAAAACAGUGUGGAUGCAGAAGUGAUUGUUGGACUGCCGCGCACUGCAGAGUCAGCCAAGCCCUCAGCUGAUGGUGCUACAGAGGAACUACCUGCUGCUUCUCACCCUGCAGAAGAGCAAGAACCCAUCGCAGAUGAGAAAAUGAACAGUGAGGAGGAAUGCACUGGUAAGGCUCAUGAACACAGCCCUGAGGUUGAAAGGCAGAUGCAUACAAAUGAAGAUGAAUUACAACUAGACAAGGACAUUACUCUGGAAGAAGGCCAUGAACAGCAUAUGGCUGAAGAAUUUGUGCCCUUACUUCAAGUGGAGGAAUCUGAUUCUCCAUCUGUGGCAGCAGUGGUGCUAAAUCAUAACCCUGAAGUAAUCGCAGUAUCAACUCAUGACCAGGCAAAGAAAAAGAAACUGGAACUGGCUAAGGAAGUAGAGCUAGCAGCACUAGAAUCAAUCGCUAAGGAGCCAAUCGCUGAACCGUCAGAGGAGCCUAAUCCUGCACCAGCACAAGCUGUCACUGAAGCCUCCAUCAGGAAUGAGAGCUCUCCAGAACGGGCACCCAAAGAGUUGAAAUCCACAUCACAGGAACCAAACAGGGAACCCACAAUCAUGCCUGAAGAACCAAUCAGUGAGUCUCCUGCCACAGACUUGGGCAACCAUGAACCUAGAGAUGAUGGCACCCACCAUGACAUUGCAGAGACACCACAGACUUCUGAGGAGCUAAAGCAUGAACUGGAGACAUCAGAUCUGGAUGACUUUGUGGAGCGCCAUUUAUUUGAUAAUGAUCUGUCCCCACCACUUACCCGUUCUGGCAUUAAAGAGCAAUCAGAAAUCUGGGCCUCCUUUAACAGGAAUUCAGUUUGUGAGUCCGAGCCAGUGGCUGUGGAUGCACCUGCUCCGGACACGCACACAUCAGUCACCUCCUCGGAAGCUGCGACCUCAGAGUCUCACUCUGUAGUCAGCCUAAACAGUGAAGAGCUCUCCAGUUCUGAGUCUGAUGAGUCUGGUGCAGAGGAAAAUGAAGAGGAGGAAGACUCUGGUAGUGAAGUGGAGAUUAUAGAGGAAGUCGAAGGUAACAGCCGGCAGCAGCUCCCACCUACACCUGUCCUUUAUCUCCAAGAUCUGCCACAUGACGAGCAGUACCUCCAAGAGCAGAGUGCAGCUGUGCUGUCCCUGGUCGCCCCUCAUACACAGCUAAAGGUGAUGGAUGGUGUUGUGGAAGAGGAGGAGGGAGAGGUAGUAGUGGUGGGAUUGGAACCUGCAAACCUGGGUGAAGAAGCAGAUGGGCCUGUGUGCUACACUGAACUUAAGCCCUCCACCACACUGCUUGUUCCUCUUGAGCUAGCUGGUGACCAUCAAGAGCUUCUGGCUGGAGGAGCAUUGCAGGCUCUUGGGGGCAAGCUAGAGGAAGCACUGCCUGGUAGCUGCAAUACCUUCUCUCUCAUGCUGGAUGCAGAUGGUGGUGGUGGUGGUGGUGAUGAUGAUGAAGAAGAAGAAGAACCAGUUGCUUCAGAACCGAACCCUGAACACCCUUUAAUUCACCAGAACACUAAACAGCCUGAAGAUGUGGAAAGCCCACCAGUGGCUAAAACAGAUGUACCCUCCUUAGAGCCUGUGGGACAAGUUCCUGAUGACCAGCUGAUGGAGGAAUUACCAUCAGCAAAGUUUGAGGAUGUGUCUUUGGGUGUACCAUGUGCUGCCAAUGCUGACAAACCAGCUAAGGGCCCUCAUCCUGAGGAGAGACAGCCUGAGCAGAUGAAAGUGGAUCAACUGCACACGACCGCAUUUGAGCCUCCUGUUGAAAGGGUGCCCUGUGUGCAUCUGGACGACAGACGUGAGGAGGCAGACUCUUCAGCGCCUUUGUCUCACAAGGAAGUGGUUGACGAAAGAAAAGCGGCAGGAGAGACUCUUUACAAAAGCCCCAUGCCUCACAGAGAGGUUAAGCUUGAAGAUGGUGACCUUCCCAAAGCAAAUAAAGAUGUGGUUUUUGUGGCUGAAGACCUAGUGUCUGCUGCUAGUACAGUUCAAAGUUCAGCAUCCUGGGAUGCAGAAUUUAAAUCUUUUAAAACCUCAAAGGCUUGUGAGUCCCCCUCAAAAGAUGCGUUGUCAAACGCUGAAACAAAUAAGGAAGAAACUGUCGCCAAGGUCAAACAAACAGAGCUGGUAGAUUCCAUGGUUCCUUCUACACCAAGACGUGUCACAAGGAGCAGGAUGCAGCUGCAGGACUCUCAAGUCCCUGUUACCCCCAGGAGAAGUGCCCGAAAGGUUGAUCUUGAAUUGCAAAAUGAGGAGGAGAUCCUCUCAACCAAAGCCUCCAAGCCCUCAGCUUCAGCACGCAGGACUCCACAGAAAGCCACUCGAAGGAAGAGCUCUCUCAGAUCCAGGACCACAAAUGUGGCCGGUGAAGUCCAGCCAGUGGAGGCAUUGCUCAUCAAUGAUAUGAUUAUGCCACAGACCAGACAGAGUGCAAGGAAAAAGCCCAGGGUCUCUAACUCUCCAGAUUCUGAGGCUCCUGUGGAUGGAGAUGCAGUGCCACUAGCUGGACCUCCUCCAAGUCCCAGCAGGGUGACACGCAAGUCUCGCAGAGGGUUUAGCUUGGCACUUGAAAGUUUCCAGCAGGAAGCAGUGGAGGGCACAGUUGUUCUGCAGCCACCUGUAGCUACCCCAACAAGGAACAAGAGGAAGACCAGAGGUAGCACAGUGGAAAAAGCUAACAUCACCUUGGUGGUUGACGAUGCUCAGCUACAGAAUGUUUCAAGACGACUCACCCGGAGCCAGCUCUGGAACCAUGAGAAGGAGCCUGAGAGAGAACCGACACCCGUUUUGGGCACACCUCUGCACACAGAGUCUGUGAAUCCAUUGGCUAAUGCCUUGAUGGAGAGGCUGAAACAUGAGGGAGCCAAAAAAGAAAGCAUUGCUGCUGUUACAGAAAUAGCCCGUGCCAAGAGGAGAACUACCAAAUCUGCAGUAUCCUCUGCAGAAAGUAACAGUCAGAAUGUAGGUGUUGAGGGGUCACAGGAGCUGGAAUCUACUGAAAUUCAGGGGACCAUGAAGAGGUCAACUGCAUCUGUUAGACGAACACGGGCGAGCAAGGUGCACAAACCUGACAUCUCCCUUGAUGGGGACUCCUUAGUUUUUUCAUCCAGUCUGCAAAGAACAAAAGGAAGGAAAAAGGAAUCUACUGUUAAGGUGGACAGUGCUGUUUUGGAUGCAUUAUCACCACCUGUCACACGAACAAGACAUGCAGCUUCUGUUACUGACCGCGUGGAGGACAAGAUUCCACCAGAUGUUGCAACAGAAGUUGAAAAGAUCAAAAUGAGAAAGAGAGCCACCCGGACAAAAGUAUCGUCUAAACCUGCACCACCCAUAGAGAUUGAUCUCCUGUCCCCAUUGGCCAGUCCUGCUGAGGCAGUCACAAGGACUCUAAAGAGGGAAGAGGAGAAGGACGUGCCCACCCUUAAGAUGAACCUCAGGCGCAAACGUGUGAUGGAGGGCAUUUUCCCCAGACCAGUUACACGAAGGAAGAAGCUCUGACAUGGACCGUCCAUAUAAUUUCUAAUCUCUUUGGUUGGACUCAAGUAGAGGAGUUUGCUAGUCUCUGAUUUCAUGAUUUUUGGCUAUACCAUACAUAUAUUUUUCCCCCCCCUUUCCUUUUAUCAAUAUUUUGCUGCCUGCUGUUUUCUAAUUAAGGUAACAAAUAAUAGAAAAUGUUUUGGAAAAUAAAGAUAAUUUGGGAGAUGGAAAUAAUUUUAUAUAAAUUAUGUUUACAGUAUGGAGCACUGAGGGACUUGAAAACCAAAAAGAUGUCUUAGUUUUUAAAUGUGCAUUUCUACCAGUUCACACAAAUGUAAAUAGUCUUUUAGGUAUGUUAAAUAAAAUUUGAUACUUGUGA
Electrophorus electricus (electric eel) is the source of this 8145-nucleotide messenger RNA. RefSeq names its product AT hook containing transcription factor 1 (gene ahctf1). Gene Ontology annotation, molecular function: protein binding. Lineage: Eukaryota; Metazoa; Chordata; Actinopteri; Gymnotiformes; Gymnotidae. The record is from RefSeq and is a predicted model, not a curated record.